AUGCUGGAGCUCCCAGAAGAUCAAUUUGUGAACGGUAACCGCUACGAAGACGAAUGUGAUAGCUCCGUUCGGUACAUGUUAUACCACUCCCGGUCGCAGGAAGAAAACAAGAUGUUUGACGACUAUUACCUCCGCGGUCAUACAGACAAAGGAACAUUGACAUUCCUUUUCCAACAACCAAUAGCAGCAUUGCAAGUGCAGCGAGUGCAAGCAGACUGGGAACAUUUGAGGAUCCCCGCCGGCACUGUCGCAGUGAAUAUUGCCGAUGCAUUGCAGUUUCUCACCAAUGGGUAUCUGAGAAGUGGCUUACAUCGGGUGAUGGCGCCACCAAAAGACCAGGUGCAUAUGGAUCGGUUGGGGCUUGUGUAUUUUGUGCGUCCGACGGAUAAGUUGCCUUGGAAGUCGCUGGAUAGUCCAUUUCUGAGGAGGGCAGGUCAUGCGAAGACCACUGAGCAUGAUAGGGAUAUGUCUGGACUAGAGUGGUGGAGGGCAGGUGUGAAGGCUCGCAAAGGAGCAAAUUAUAUGAAAGAUACAGCUCGAAGUACUUAG
This is a messenger RNA of Penicillium antarcticum, 549 nucleotides long. RefSeq lists its product as uncharacterized. NCBI's taxonomy places the organism in Eukaryota, Fungi, Ascomycota, Eurotiomycetes, Eurotiales, Aspergillaceae. Gene Ontology annotation, molecular function: dioxygenase activity. The transcript has a single exon. The coding region runs from base 1 to 549 and encodes 182 amino acids. The record is from RefSeq and is a predicted model, not a curated record.